CAUUUUAGUGUCACACAAAGCCUCCAUCAUUAGGUUAAUAAUCAUGCCUUCUCCUUCCUCCGCCAUCCCUAUGAGGAAAUAUGACGUCUUCCUGAGCUUUAGUGGCCAAGACAUCCGCCAUAGUUUUGUUAGUCAUCUCCGCGAAGCCCUGUGUCAACACCAAAUCAAUACAGUCGUGGAUGAAACCCUUGAAAAAGGAGAAGAAAUCUCUCUUACCCUCAUGAAAAAAAUUGAAGAAUCAAAUAUUUCAGUAGUUAUUUUCUCCAAAAGCUAUGUUUAUUCUCCUUGGUGUUUGGACGAACUCGUAAAAAUACUCGAAUGCAAGGAUUCCAUGCAGCAAAUAGUUUUGCCACUUUUUUACCACGUGGAUCCCGAAGAUAUUCAAGAGCUCAAAGGGUGUAUUGGGGAUGCACUUGCUAAGUAUAAAGAAGAAUUCAUGAACAAUUCCAGCAUGGUUGAGAGAUGGAGCCAUGCUUUGAUGGAAAUAGCCAAGAUUACAGGGUGGGAUUCAAAGAACAUCAAGCCUGAGUCCAAAUUGAUUAAGAUAAUUGUCAACGACAUUUGGAAGAAAUUGAAUCAAAUGUCCAUAAAUGAUUUUAAUCAUGGCUUAGUUGGAAUUGAUUCACGCAUCAAAGAAGUUGAAUCAUUGUUAUCUAUUAGAUCAGAAGGUGUACAUUCCCUAGGAAUUUGGGGAAUCGGUGGUAUAGGUAAAACAACCAUUGCUGGGGUUCUAUACAAUCGAAUCUCUGCUCAAUUUGAAAGUCAGUGUUUUGUUGCAAAUGUGAGGGAAGAAUUAGAAAAGCACACCAUAGUUCAUUUACGAGAUGAAAUCCUUUCCAAGCUGUUGGGGGUAGAUAUAAAGAUUGGCAUACCUAAUGUUUUACCAUCUUUCGUUAAGAACAUGCUUUUGAAGAAGAGGGUUCUUAUUGUUCUUGAUGAUGUGAGCAGUCCCCUGCAGUUAAAAUCUUUGCUGGAAGAGCACGAUUCAUAUGGUUCAGGGAGCAGAAUUAUUAUAACAAGUAGGAAUAAGCAAGUGCUCAAAUAUGGAUGUGCCAAAAUUUAUGAGGUUAAGGAGCUAAUUCCCCAUGAAGCUUUUCAGCUCUUUCGAUUUCAUGCAUUCAAGCAAAAUCAACCCUCAGAAGCGCAUGUGCAUUUGUUAGAAAGGGCUAUGAACUAUGCUGAAGGCAUUCCAUUAGCUCUUAUAGUUUUAGGUUCGAACUUAUGUGAUAAGCAUAUUGAAGAAUGGGAAAGUGAAUUGGUAAAGUUAGAAGGCACUCCCAAUAAGGAUAUUCAAAACAUUCUGAGAAUUAGUUAUGAUGGACUAGAUCAGAAUGAAAAGAAUAUAUUUCUUGAUGUUUUGUGUUUCUUUAAAGGGGAAGACAAAGAUCGGGUUAUAAAUAUAUUAGAUAGCUUUGGUUUCUCUGCUAAAAGUGGAAUAAGUCAUCUCAAUGACAAGUCUCUUAUAACAAUUUCAGAAAACAAGUUAGAGAUGCAUGAUUUGCUACAGCAAAUGGGCAAGGAUAUUGUUGACCAAGAAUGUAUAAAACAACCUGGAAAGCGUAGCAGGUUAUGGAACUACAAGGAUAUCUAUCAUAUAUUAACCAAGGAUAAGGGGACUGCGAGAGUUGAAGGCAUAAUUCUAAACAUGUCCCAAAUUAGAUAUAUGGAACUAAGUUCUACAGUCUUCAUGAAAAUGGAAAAUCUUAGAUUCCUGAAAUUCUUCAAUCCUUGUUCUGCAAAAAACAAAGUGUAUUUUCCUAAGGGCCUCAAAUUUCUUCCUGAUGGGCUAACGUUUCUUCAGUGGGAUGGAUGCCCUCUUAAAUUCUUGCCAUCAAAAUUUUCCCCCAAGAAUCUCAUUGAAUUUCACAUGCGUGAAAGCUAACUCAAACGACUUUGGACUGAA
Hevea brasiliensis (rubber tree) is the source of this 1903-nucleotide messenger RNA. Its product is annotated as disease resistance protein RPV1-like. Gene Ontology annotation, molecular function: ADP binding. The transcript is spliced from 3 exons. The coding region runs from base 44 to 1882 and encodes 612 amino acids. The record is from RefSeq and is a predicted model, not a curated record. Gene Ontology annotation, biological process: defense response; signal transduction. Lineage: Eukaryota; Viridiplantae; Streptophyta; Magnoliopsida; Malpighiales; Euphorbiaceae.